CCCGGGGCGGCCGGGGGGGCCCGUCCCGUCCCGUCGCAGUCGGAGGAGCAGGACCCGUGGGGGGGUCCGGGCAGGAACAGCCCCUGGUGUGGUCCCCCGCGCUGGCCAGCAAAGCCGCAGCUGCAGGAGCGGGUCCAGCACAGGGAGCCGCGGGGCAGGAGGUCGCAGUGAGUGUGCAGGUCGAGGAGGUGUCCGCACACAAGAUGCCGUCCACUGCAGUAUUGCAGGACACUGGUGAUUCUUGGCCGGGGGAACCAACAGCCCAUCAUGUGGACAGGCCUGUGGAGGAGUCAGCAGAGAGGAAAGCCCCAGAGUCUUGGGACGAGCCACCUCCUGUCCCCAGAGAGGAGCCCCUGCCCCCCCAGGACUCAGAUUCCCCCGAAACCGAGGAGACCUGGGAGCUCUCAGCAGACAAAAGCUCCUCCGGCUGGUGCCCCAGGCCAGGCCCUUCCCCAAGAGCAGGUGCUGGGACCCUGAGCAGCGCUGAGCAGAAACCUCCUGGAGAAGAGCCUGUGAAGCUGGAGCUGCAGAGGACUGGCCCAGGGGGACUGGAGGAGAGGGGCUCUCUGACACCUGAGCCGGGCCCAGUGCAGGAGGGGCAGGGCAGGCCUCCAAAGCACGGGCAGAGCCUGGAGCUCCGGGAGGUGUUUGAGGCCGUGGCAGUGUAUUUCACGCGGGAGGAGUGGGAGCUGCUGGACGAUGAAGACAAGGUGCUUUACCGGGACCAGAUGCUGAAGACUUACCAAGCCCUCGUUUCCCUGGGAUAUCGAGGUCCUACACCUGCCUUAAUCAGCAGCAUGCAGCAAGGACAGGUGGAGCUCUGGGUCUGUGACGAUGAGGCCUGUGGAAAAAUCUCAAUGUCAGAGGAGCUGCUGCUGGGAGGUGCCUGGCUGCUGAGCAAAGCUGAGGAGCAGACUCCUGCGGAGGGGCCUGCAGACCUGGAGCCAUCAUGGACUUCUCCAGGGAGUUUGCAUGACAUGGACACCCCGAAACCUGGGAAAGAGCAAUGGCACAAGAGUCCAGGGAGGCUCCAAAUGUGGAAGGAGAAUGUAGCAGUGAACCAGGUACCAUCUCCAGUUGGGUGUGAGAGUGGAGGAGGGACAGACCCCAGAAACAGCCCUGAGUGCAGGGAAGAAUUUGUGGAGCUGAGAGACCUAAAGAGCCACUGGAAAGAGGCGCUGCAUCCAAACCGAGGCAGUGGGGAGGGCUUCAGAGGAAAGCAGGAGCUCACUGCUAUUCACUGGGGCAGAGCCCAGCCCUGCCCUGAAGUCAGGAAAACCCUUGACUGCCCAUCACUCCUGGCUCUUCACAAGGUAAGGCAAAGUGGGGGGAAGCUCCACAUAUGCUUCAAGUGUGGGAAGAGCUUCACCCGAUUCUCCAACCUGACCCGACACCAACUCAUCCACACCGGGGAGAAGCCACAUCAGUGCUCAGAGUGUGGGAAGAGAUUCCACCUGUCCUUCUACCUGACCAAACACCGCCUCAUCCAUACAGAGGAGAAGCCACACCAGUGCUCAGAGUGUGGGAAGAGCUUCAGACAGCUCUCCGACCUGGCCCAGCACCGGCAUAUUCACACACAAGAGAAGCCACAUCGGUGCUCACAGUGUGGGAAGAGCUUCACGCGAUUCUCCAACCUGACCCAACACCAGCUCAUCCACAGAGGGGAGAAGCCACAUCAGUGCUUAGAGUGUGGGAAGAGGUUCAAUCUGUCCUCCACCCUGACCCAACACCAGCGCACCCACACCGGGGAGAAGCCACAUCAGUGCUCAGAGUGUGGGAAGAGCUUCACCCGAUCCUCCAACCUGACCAAACACCGCCUCAUCCACACCGGGGAGAAGCCGCAUCAGUGCUCCGAGUGUGGGAAGAGCUUCAGACAGUUCUCCGACCUGGCCCAGCACCGGCUUAUUCACACAGGGGAGAAGCCACAUCGGUGCUCACAGUGUGGGAAGAGCUUCACCCGAUCCUCCAGCCUGACCCAACACUGGCUCAUCCACACCGGGGAGAAGCCACACCAGUGCUCAGAGUGUGGGAAGAGGUUCAACCUGUCCUCCACCCUGAUCAAACACAAGCGCACCCACACAGGGGAGAAGCCACAUCAGUGCUUGGAGUGUGGGAAGAGAUUUACCCGAUCCUCCUAUCUGACCAAACACCAGCUCAUCCACACAGGGGCGAGGCCACAUUGCUCAUAGUGUGGACAGAGCUUAACCAGUUUUUCCCCCUCGUCUCUAGUGGGCAAACUGAGUUAUGCUCAGGCUCUUAGUGUAACCUUAGGCUUUCCUGGAUCUAAGCAAUUGUAUGGAAUGCCUCACUGGGAAAACUGAGUGCUGUGAUUGGUACAGUGGGCUAACCAAGUACAGUAGUUUCCCUAGGAGGAAAGAAAACCAAGACCAGAACAGAAUUGCAGUACCUAUCUAACAAGGUGAGGUAAGAAACUCGAGGAUUGGGCAGUUUGAGAUGAGAAAGUUACAAAAGUAGUGGACAAACAAAGAGACUCUGUGUGUGUGUGUGUGUGUGUGUGUGUGUGUGUGUGUGUGUGUGUGUGUGUUUCCACCAUGGGGAGGCUGGAGCAUCCUUGGACUUCUGGCUUUGAGUAACAAGGAAUCCAUCAAGUAACAUCCCACACACCCAGCAGAGGAUCUGAGGCCGGUACCACUGAAGGUCAGUGAUGUAAUGUCUAAGGAACCGCUUGCCCAGUCGUAUUGCAAGGAUAAUUAUCUUGUAAUAAGCCUAGGGGUUACUAAUAAAAUUCAGUUGAUACCAA
Messenger RNA from Alligator mississippiensis (American alligator), 2761 nucleotides. Its product is annotated as zinc finger protein 436-like. Gene Ontology annotation, molecular function: DNA-binding transcription factor activity; RNA polymerase II cis-regulatory region sequence-specific DNA binding. The record is from RefSeq and is a predicted model, not a curated record. The transcript is spliced from 7 exons. NCBI's taxonomy places the organism in Eukaryota, Metazoa, Chordata, Crocodylia, Alligatoridae. Gene Ontology annotation, biological process: regulation of transcription by RNA polymerase II. The coding region runs from base 204 to 2189 and encodes 661 amino acids.